AUGAAUGGAGACGCCGGCUGCCCGCAACGAUCAUCCUCGCCGUUGAAGCGUCGAGCCUCUAGCAUGGAACCAGACCAAGAGAACGGCGACCAAGUAAGCGCCGAGAUCCAGGUGUCAGGAGGCUUUCCCCGAGCCAUGAGCCUAGAUCCCCAGGAAGGUGAUGGGUCGAAGAGCGAAGUCCAGCGGGCACCUACUACCCCGCCGCCAAUCCAGGAGCAAGUCAAGAUCAUCGAGACCCUGCUCCAGGCCGCCAAGGAAGCGCCGCCCAAGGAAGGUGACAAGGCCUAUCUUGUGUCUCGCACAUGGGUAGACCAAGCCCUUGCUCUACGCAAGCAGGCUGCUGACACCGACUGCACACUUCUGGGGCCCGUCGAUAAUGCGAGCAUUAUUGAGGAUGUCAUAAUCGACUCCAGCGGCAAGGAGUUCACGCGCCUGAAGCCCGGAACGGGCGAGGAGUCCUUUGAGCUAUUCCCAGAGGAUGCAUGGAACAUGGUCGUUGACUGGUACGGGAUCAAGGACAAUCAAAAGCCCAUUGUUCGAGAGGCCAUAAAUCGAGCGCCUGAUUCCGAGUCGCCCGUCGAUAUUUGCUUUGAGCUACAUCCGCCCAUCUUCCGCAUUCACAGGCUGUGGUCUGAGUUAAGCCCUCUGCCUAUCGAGCAGUCUCUCAAAGCCAACAAGCCUCCCCCGGUCACCCUCGUUCGGAGUCGCAAGGCUCAGCUGCAUGCGUUCCUCAAAGAAGCAAAGACCUUGGCCCAUGUUCCCUUGGAUCGAAAAAUCCGCCUUCAUGCGCUUGCAGCUGAACAGGCCCCAGGCCCAGAGCUGCCCAACCCGUCGGAAGGCUCCGCUCUGACGCCGCCCGAUUCACCAAAGAGCAACGGCACUUCUACUCCCCAGGGCAUCUGGUCACAAUUGUUAGUCGGAGUUCCCGCCUUUUCCGAGGUCCGUGACUUGAGGAUGGAAUUGCGCAUUAACGACACGACGAUCAACCCCAAGUUCAAUGGAAGGUCUGCCCUCCAAAUCUAUGACCUUGUCACUGAUCAGACUCUCAUCAUCGAUGAGUCGAUUAACGGCAAGUCGUGGGUCAGCACAUACACAGAGAAGGACGCUUCCAAACCGACUAAGAACCUCAAGACUCUGAACCCUGAUCUGUCAUCAGCGAACAGCAGCAGGCGUAGCAGUCCAGGUCCCGGUGUCAUGACACGCGGUCGUGCGCAGCACGGCCGUAAGAUCGGACGCAGCCUUGGUGCCGUCGGUCUCCAUAACCUGGGCAAUACCUGUUACAUGAACUCAGCUUUGCAGUGUGUUCGAAGCGUGGAGGAGCUAUCCAAGUACUUCCUGACGGACUCUAAUGUGGACGAGAUCAACAAGUCAAACCCACUAGGAUAUAACGGACGUGUGGCGUUGGCCUACUACGGUCUGCUGAAGGAAAUCUAUGAGCAAAAUCGUGGGUCAGUGAGCCCCCGCGACUUCAAGUCGACAGUCGGUCGCUGCCGCAGCACAUUCCAAGGCUGGGGCCAACAGGACACGCAAGAGUUCCUAGGAUUUCUCCUCGACGGCCUGCAAGAGGACUUGAGCCGUAUCAAGAAGAAGCCAUACAUCGAGAAGCCUGACUCGACUGAUGAUAUGAUUAAUGAUCCUGAGGCUAUCCGCAAAAUGGCCGACGACGUAUGGGACAUUACGAGGAGGCGCGACGAUUCAGUCAUUGCCGAUCUCUUCACAGGCAUGUACAAGUCUACGCUGAAAUGCCCUGAGUGCGGCAAGAUAAGCAUCACCUUUGAUCCAUUCAAUAAUCUUACCUUACCGCUACCGAUCAAGGAGGUCUGGUCUAGCCCGGUUAUCUUCUACCCUUUGAACGACGUUCCCGUCAAGAUCGAGGUGGAGCUACCCAAACACAGCGCCAUGGACAGCCUCAAGCAAUACAUGUCCACGCGCACCGGCGUGCCUGUCGAGCGCCUUAUGGGGGCGGAAGAGUUCAAAGGGAAGUUUUUCAAGAUCUACAGCGACAAUGAGGACGUCUCCGAGGAGAUUGGCAAUAGUGAUAUCCCCGUGGUCCACGAGUUGGAAACUGCGCCCUCCAACUGGCCAUUGAAAAGCAAAAAAAAGAGCCGCUCAAUGCUGGAUCUCUCAGCCGAGCCUGCCGAAUGGGACGAUCCCGCCUAUGAACAGCUGUUGGUUCCUGUUUUCCACCGGGCGCAGAACGCGUCUCGCAUGGCUGAUAUGGUCCCGCCACACUUCAUUGUCCUGAGCAAAGAUGAAGCCUUCAACUACGAAGCGAUACAGAGGAAGGUCUUGGAGAAACUAGCCACUUUCUCCAGCUUUCCCGCGUUGAGGGAGGGCAUGGAUGAGACCGCCGAGAUUGAUGGUGUCGUUGUGUCUGCGUCAGAUGCAGAGUCUUCUAACGAAGCCAAGGUGACCGCGCAGUCUGUCAAGGAUGAAGAAGAUACGGUCGACAUCACCAUGAAAGAUUCUGCAGAUAGCGUGCAAGCUCGGCCGUUGCCUCACGAGCCACAGCUCCUGAAGCAAUUCAACAAACGCCGACCUGCUUACGCUAAAUCGGGUGCAUUCCUGGAUCCGUCCCUGCAAAACCUCUUCGAGCUCUGCUACUUUACUGAUGGUACCGACUCUGUUCCCUCUGGCUGGUCCCAACUGCAAAGCUACCGGCAGCAGCUCCCCAAGGUCGCAGACCGCAUGCCCCAGCCGUCAGGCGAGAGUGAUCACAGCAGCCCUGGCAGCUGGGACAGCACCGCCUCGGGCAACGAUGAUAGCGGCGCCGAGGCGGACGUUAAGACGGAAGUUUCGCCCCCGUCGUCGCAGACUCGCAUGGCUGAGGAGUCCAGUGAAGAAGACGGCCCCGCUCGCUUUGAACGCAGAUCACCCCCUCGGAAGAUGAAGGGAGGCAAGAAGAAAUUCAAUAAGGAGCAAAAGACGUACGGAAAGAAGGCGCUGAGGCGAGAGAAGAAGUUGCGCAAAGAAGCGCAAAAGGCCGCAUCUGCCGCCGUGCGGCCCCAGCCAACACCCCGUGCCCAAGCUGACGGUGGUCCGCUGCUUCGUCUUGGUGAAGGACUUGUCGUUGAGUGGAAUGACGAUGCGUGGGAACACAUUUUUGGAAAGAGCAUGGCAACAUUCUCCAACAUUGAGACUCUCCACGAUACGGCUCUUAAGAUCAGCAAGACUCGUCGCGAGAGUCGCCGCUCUAGAGGUAUCACCCUGGAAGAAUGUCUCGACGAGUUCGAGCGCGCCGAGAUCCUUUCGGAGCAAGACAUGUGGUACUGCCCACGAUGCAAAGAGCACCGCCGGGCAAGCAAAAAGUUCGACCUGUGGAAGUCUCCCGACAUCCUGGUGGCGCAUCUGAAGCGCUUCAGCAGUGCUGGGUACCGCCGUGACAAAUUGGAUGUCCGCGUCGACUUCCCCAUCGAAGGGCUGGACCUGACCUCGCGCGUGAUCCAGAAGGAGGAUGGCCAGAACGAGAUCUACGACUUGAUCGCGGUAGAUGACCACUACGGCGGCCUCGGCGGUGGCCACUACACUGCGUACGCCAAGAACUUCAUGGAUGGCAAAUGGUACAACUACAAUGACUCGUCAGUCAGUCAAGUGUCAGAUCCGCAGACGGUGGUCACCAACGCAGCCUACCUAUUGUUUUACAGAAGGCGCUCGAGUCGGCCAUUGGGUGGGCCCAGGUUUGCAGACAUCUUUGAUAAGUUCGACAAUGGUGACGAGGCAGAGGAAGAUUCGUCCACCGAGAUGGAGAAUGAUUCCCAAGCCAAUGGAGGUUAUGGGCAGUCGCGGCCCGCGAUUAGGAACCGGACCUCGACUACCACCACCGUCAGGCAGCUCAGUGGAGUCAACGGAUCAGACGACGAUGAGCCUCCUUCGUACACGUCCAUUCAACAGAGUGUCGAAGACGAGGGCAUCGAGAUGGACGAUUCGUACGCACAGCCGGCUCAUGCUAUGCAACAGGGAUGGAGUUUUGACGACAGAAACAGCAUCGAUGGAGGUAGCGACAUUGCUCAGAUCUCGGGCGAUGAAAGACGUCAACUAUCGGAGGAUACUGAGAUGAGGUCCAACACAUCUGACCUUGAUCCUGACUCGGAUGCUGAGCUUGACGCACGGGACGGCGUGAUCUCGGUGCCGGCAACGACAGCAGGCCUGCGCGGGUCGGAGGAGGUUGCGGAGAUCCAUGUGGAAGAGGACAAGACCACUCGCCAUGUGUAA
This is a messenger RNA of Emericellopsis cladophorae, 4212 nucleotides long. RefSeq names its product ubiquitin carboxyl-terminal hydrolase 4/11. Gene Ontology annotation, biological process: protein deubiquitination. Gene Ontology annotation, molecular function: cysteine-type deubiquitinase activity. The record is from RefSeq and is a predicted model, not a curated record. NCBI's taxonomy places the organism in Eukaryota, Fungi, Ascomycota, Sordariomycetes, Hypocreales, Bionectriaceae. Bases 1 to 4212 code for a protein of 1403 amino acids. The transcript is spliced from 2 exons.